CCCUCACUCAGCAUUUUAAUUUUCUCAUAGUCCAAACAGAAGUUAAUCACAAAGAAGAAAUGGAUCAGUUCAAAGGCCAAGCUCGUCUCCCGAAAUUCGCUGCCCCGAAACAAUACGAUAUUCACCUGAAACCUGACCUCUCCGCCUGCACAUUCUCCGGCACCGUUUCAAUUCACCUCGACAUCGUUUCCACCACUAAAUUCAUCGUCUUAAACGCAGCUGACCUCUCCGUUAACUCCAACUCCGUUAGCCUCAAAACCUCCUCUAAGGUUUUUCAAGCGGUGAAAGUUGAAUUGUUUGAAGCUGAUGAGAUUUUGGUUGUAGAGUUCGGUGAAACUCUUCCGAUUCAAUCCGGAAUUCUCGGGAUUGAAUUUGACGGUAUCUUAAACGAUAAAAUGAAAGGAUUUUACAAAAGUUCUUAUGAGAUUGAUGGCGAGAAGAAGAACAUGGGAGUUACGCAGUUCGAGCCAGCUGAUGCUAGGAGGUGCUUCCCAUGUUGGGAUGAGCCAGCUUGUAAGGCGAAAUUCAAGAUUACAUUGGAGGUGCUGACUGAACUAGUGGCACUUUCUAAUAUGCCUGUUGUUGAGGAGAAAGUAAACGGACCUCUGAAGAUAGUUUCCUAUCAGGAAACACCUAUUAUGUCUACUUAUUUGGUUGCUGUUGUUGUUGGUUUGUUUGACUAUGUUGAAGAUCACACAUCUGACGGGAUCAAAGUGCGAGUUUAUUGUCAAGUUGGCAAGGCUGAUCAAGGGAAAUUUGCAUUGCAUGUUGCUGUGAAGACACUUGAAUUAUACAAAGAUUAUUUUUCUGUUCAAUAUCCUCUGCCCAAGCUGGAUAUGAUAGCAAUCCCGGAUUUUGCAGCUGGGGCAAUGGAGAACUAUGGCUUAGUUACAUAUCGUGAAACAGCUUUGCUAUUUGAUGAUAAGCAUUCUGCUGCUUCUAACAAGCAGAGGGUUUGUACUGUUGUUGCACAUGAGCUAGCACAUCAGUGGUUUGGCAAUCUUGUAACGAUGGAAUGGUGGACAGAUUUGUGGCUUAACGAGGGUUUUGCAACAUGGGUGAGCUAUCUUGCAGCUGAUAGCUUGUUUCCAGGAUGGAAAAUAUGGACUCAGUUUCUUGAUGAAACUACUGCAGGUCUGAGGCUAGAUGGCCUUGAAGAAUCCCACCCCAUUGAGGUUGAGAUAAAUCAUGCUAGUGAGAUUGAUGAAAUCUUUGAUGCGAUAAGCUACAGAAAAGGUGCCUCUGUCAUCCGAAUGUUGCAAAGCUAUCUUGGUGCUGAAAGCUUUCAGAGGUCACUUGCCGCAUACAUUAAAAAAUAUGCUUACUCAAAUGCAAAGACAGAAGACUUGUGGGCGGCCCUUGAGGAGGGAUCUGGUGAGCCUGUGAAUAAGCUUAUGAAUUCAUGGACAAGGCAAAUGGGGUACCCUGUUGUAUCUGUCAAACUUAAAGACCAUAAACUGGAAUUUGAACAGUCGCAAUUCUUUUCAAGUGGUUCCCGUGGAGAUGGUCAGUGGAUUGUCCCAAUAACUUUGUGCUGUGGCUCAUAUGAUGCGCACAAGAGUUUCUUAUUGCAAUCAAAAUCCGAAUCUCUUGAUGUGAAGGAAUUCGGCCUUGUGGAGAACCGGAAUACUUGGGUAAAACUUAAUGUGAAUCAGACUGGUUUCUACAGGGUAAAAUACGAUGAUGACCUAGCAGCUGGACUUAGAUAUGCCAUAGAGAAGAAGCGCCUCAAUGAAAUGGACAGAUUCGGCGUUUUGGAUGAUGCAUUUGCCCUUUGUAUGGCUCGGCACCAGCCUUUAACCUCCUUGCUUACUCUGAUGAAUGCUUACAGGGAGGAACUUGAGUACACUGUGCUGUCCAACUUGAUCGCUAUAAGUUACAAAAUCAUAAGGAUUGCUGCAGAUGCAACUCCUGAAUUAUUGGAGUCCAUAAACCAGAUUUUUGUUAACCUUUUCCAAUUUUCUGCUGAGAAACUUGGCUGGGAUCCUAAGCAAGGUGAAAGCCAUCUUGAUGCAAUGUUGAGGGGAGAAAUUUUGACUGCCCUUGCCGAGUUUGGACAUGGUCCAACUCUAGAUGAAGCAAAUAGGAGAUUUUUUGCAUUUGUAGAUGACAGAAACACGCCACUCCUCCCACCUGAUAUAAGAAAGGCGGCAUAUGUGGGGGUAAUGCAGCGUGUCAGCACGUCAAAUAGAUCGGGUUAUGAAUCUCUUCUGAGAGUCUACAGAGAGACGGACCUAAGCCAAGAGAAAACUCGAAUUCUAGGUUCAUUGGCAUCAUGUCCAGACCCCAAUAUAGUCCUUGAAGUCCUGAACUUUGUUUUGACUCCUGAGGUUCGUAGUCAAGAUGCUGUUUUUGGACUUGCUGUUUCCAAGGAAGGGAGGGAAACAGCUUGGAUAUGGCUGAGGGAAAAGUGGGAUUACAUUUCAAAAACCUGGGGUUCUGGAUUUCUAAUAACCCGUUUCGUCAGUGCAGUAGUCUCACCAUUUGCUUCAUCUGAUAAAGCUGCGGAAAUAUCAGAAUUUUUCGCAACCCGGUCGGUGUCUUCAAUUGCAAGAACCUUGAAGCAGAGCCUUGAACGGGUCAGCAUUAACGCGAAGUGGGUUGAAAGCAUUCAGAAUGAGAAACAUCUCGCAGAGGUUGUGUCAGAACUAGCACACAGGAAAUACUAGGGAUCCAUUUUCUUUCCCUUUUCAUUUUUGGUUUUAGCGAAAGUUAUGAAGUUAAUUUUAUGUUCUUUAAGGAUACGAAACUAAGAACUAAAGACUUUGUGUCUGGAAUUUCAUUUGGCUCAAUAAGAUUCCAUAAACUUUUUA
Molecule: messenger RNA, 2813 nt
Organism: Mercurialis annua (annual mercury)
Lineage: Eukaryota; Viridiplantae; Streptophyta; Magnoliopsida; Malpighiales; Euphorbiaceae
Product: aminopeptidase M1
Exons: 18
Coding region: 60-2669 (869 amino acids)
Biological process (GO): peptide catabolic process; proteolysis
Cellular component (GO): cytoplasm
Molecular function (GO): metalloaminopeptidase activity; peptide binding; zinc ion binding
Source: RefSeq, a predicted model, not a curated record